AUGCAGUUAGUAAGUACCACAGCAGUUUUCGUAAAUUUAUUUAGACAAAUAUAUCGUAUCUUCCAAACCGGCCAUCUGUGUAUCUUAAAUUCCCGAAUGUAUCAGUUCUUUUGGAUACAGCAGUCAAUUUUGACGUUCUGAGCAACUUUAUGCCGUUGCGGAUAAUCAAAAAGUGAGUUCUUUUUAAUUUAAUAUAUUGUUUUAGUCAGUCAUCCCCCCUGAAUAACGCCGUUUCUCCCAGGGAUCCAAAUUUGGCCGGCUUGAAGAAGAUCGGAGGAGAACUCUUGAUCGAUGCCGUUCCUGAAGUCCAGCCAAUGACAGUGAGUGUUCAUAUUUUGUUUGAUCUUCUUUUAGUUAUCUUCUAUUGAUUUCUCCAAGCUCGAUGUUAUUCUUAUAUCAAGUUGGAUGAGUUUAUUAUCUUUGCCUUAUAUAACCGAAGAAACUGGAUUUUCUGGUGUUGUUUAUUGCACAGAACCGACCAAAGAGCUGGGUGGUUUGGCCAUGGAGGAGAUGGUGAAUGUCAUGGAUCGAGUGAAGAGUGAUGAUAACGAUUGGAAGGAGAAACCUUUCUGGAAAACUUUUGGGAAAUCAAAAACAAAUGAUCCUAGAGGAUGGAAGCCGAUUUAUUCGAGGGAGCAGAUGAGCAAUGCCCUGAAGAAGGUGUCCUUGAUUAGUUUUGGAGAGACCAAGGUUUUAGAAAUUUUAUAUCUUCAACUCAAUAUUCUUUAGGUAGUUAAUGGACUUAUAAAAUGCACCGCCUAUUCUUCCGGACAUUCGAUUGGAUCUUGCAAUUGGAUUUUGGAUUACGAUUCUUGCAAAGUCAGUUGAUUUCAAUUUGUUUUAUGUAUAUUACGAAUUUUUGUUGUUAGGUAGGGUAUGUUAGCAGUAGUGCUGCCCGACCAUCUCACGUACGGCCUGCUUUUUGGAUACCGUUUAAAAAUAUCUCCAACCUUAUCGUGACAUCAAUCAGCAGAUUUCCUAAUGCGGACCCUGCUUCGAAUGCUCAUAGGUUAUCAUUUACUAUGGUAGAGACUCUUAAGAGAGGAGGAAAUGUUUUAUUUCCCAUAAGUCCGGUGGGUAACGUCUUCGAUCUGUUAGAGAUUAUAAUCAGCGCUAUUGACGCGGUAGGUUUAUACUGUAGUAUAACACGAUCUGAGUUUAGGGUAAAGCCUCCAGAGAUAUUCCGGUCUAUUUUAUAUCCCCUGUGGCAGCCAGUGCUUUGGCGUUUGUUAAUAUUUUCCCGGAAUAUUUGGUUGAACAGAAGUCUCAACGUGUUUAUAAUGCAGACGAACCUUUCGUCUUUAAUGAUGUAAGUGCUGAUUGUAGAUGAUUCCAAGUUGUUUAGUUGAUCAAGGAUAAUCGAAUAAAGGUCUACAGUUCGAUUCAUGGAUCUUUUUCCAAGGAUUUCAAGCCUCCUUGUGUUGUUUUAACUGGCCAUCCGAGUCUCAGAUUUGGAAGUGCCAUUCAUUUUCUGGAAUUAUGGGGGAAUGACAAGAAAAACGCGGUGAUUGUGACGGGUAAGAGUACCUGGUAUUGUAAUACAUAUAUUUUUUUGACCCCGACUACCCGUUAUCGGAUGUUUAUAAGGCCUUCAAGACGUUUUCCAUCCCCGCUUUCGAGUUCCCAAUUGAUACUAGGCUCGAUUUCAACUUUUUGAAUAAGAAUCUGAUACCGGAUCUCUUCCCAAAACAACUGAUUAUACCUGAUACUUACUGUAGAGGAAGAGCUAAUCUAACUGUUACUCACGUAAGUUGCCAAUUAAGUACUUAUAUUUUUAGAAUAAUAUUAUCAAGUAUAAACAUGGGUUGCCGGUCGAAAUAUCAGGUGAUUUUGGUCGGAAAAGAGCGUUGGUAAUGCCCGAAGUCCUCAAAAACAUGCGGAUGGAGACCAAAAAGGUUAAGAUGGAUGUGUCUUUGUGUAGUUUCAGUGGGUACAUCUCCACAUAUGAUAACGAUUUCACAUUACUGGUAAGUUUCGAGUAAUGUGUGGUUAAAGCAAACUGUCAUUGUUUUAGAAUGAGCUCUCAGACGAUGCAAAAACUGAAAGGAAAGCUUUAAAGCCGAGGUAUCUUGGGGUUUUGUCCUCUGAUUCCCUGAUCGGUCGACUCAAAAGACACGGAAUCUCUGCAGAUCAUGGACAGUCAAGUGUCGGCGAGUGCACAGUCGUCAAUAUUCCCUCGUUAGAAGCUCAAGUUCACAUUACUUUUGGUGGCAGCAAGAGUAUUAUAAAGUGUUCCAGUCCAGAGAAUCGAACACAAAUUCAAAAAAUUUUAUUCGAAUGCCUUGAGCAAAUAUAA
Messenger RNA from Bursaphelenchus xylophilus (pine wood nematode), 2296 nucleotides. Lineage: Eukaryota; Metazoa; Nematoda; Chromadorea; Rhabditida; Aphelenchoididae. The record is from the annotation of a GenBank genome assembly.